Plasmopara halstedii is the source of this 1215-nucleotide messenger RNA. Its product is annotated as diphosphomevalonate decarboxylase. The record is from RefSeq and is a predicted model, not a curated record. Bases 1 to 1215 code for a protein of 404 amino acids. Gene Ontology annotation, molecular function: ATP binding; diphosphomevalonate decarboxylase activity. The transcript has a single exon. Gene Ontology annotation, biological process: isopentenyl diphosphate biosynthetic process, mevalonate pathway; isoprenoid biosynthetic process. Gene Ontology annotation, cellular component: cytosol. Lineage: Eukaryota; Oomycota; Peronosporomycetes; Peronosporales; Peronosporaceae.
AUGAAGGUGGUAACAUGCACAGCACCUACAAACAUUGCGGUGAUCAAGUACUGGGGAAAGGAUAAUGAGGAAAUAAAUACACCUAUGAACUCAUCACUUAGUGUCACACUGCACCAGGAUCAGCUGCGCACCGUAACGUCGGUGGCUGGCGGAUCGGCGCUGCAGACUACGCGACUCUGGCUAAAUGGCCAAGAGCAGCCAAUAAACAGACGUAUAGCCGUGGUGUUGCGCGAGAUGAAGCAAUUAUAUCGUCGUGUACAUGGUGAAAGCGAGAGGCAGGACGAAUUGCAUUUGCAUAUUGUAUCAACCAACUCGUUUCCAACAGCGGCAGGACUUGCAUCAUCCGCCGCGGGCUACGCGUGUCUCGUGGCGACGCUUGCCGAGUUUUAUGGUAUCUCUAAAAGCGACGAAGAGUUUCAAGGUCAGCUAUCAGCAAUCGCACGUCAGGGAUCUGGGUCUGCUUGCAGAAGUUUAGACGGUGGCUUCGUCGCUUGGCGGAAAGGAGUGCGAUCCGACGGCCACGACUCCAUCGCUACCCAAAUCGCCGAUGAGCUGCACUGGCCUGCACUCUGUGCUGUUGUGUGUGUGGUAAACGACGUUCAAAAGAGCACGAGUAGCUCUGUUGGUAUGCAGACGACAAAGGCCACCAGUUCACUGCUGACGUUUCGUGCCAAGAACUUGGUGCCAGAGCGGAUGACAAUCAUGGAAAAGGCGAUCUUAAAUCGAGACUUUGAAACUUUUGGUACUCUUACGAUGCAAGACAGUAACCAGUUUCAUGCCAUGUGCAUUGACACCACGCCACCAAUUUUCUAUCUAAAUGACGUGUCUUGUCAAUUAAUUAAUCUUGUGCACCGCUACAAUGAACAAGCCGGUCGCGUGCAGGCUGCGUACACGUUUGACGCUGGUCCAAACGCUGUGAUUUUUGUUGAAGAACAGAAUGUUCAAGAUAUUGUGUCACUUGUGCUUUAUUGCUUCCCAGCAUCACCACAGAUGAUUGUCAAGUCAUCAAUCCUUGUCGACCGCACGCUGUCUGAAACACUUCUUGCAAAAAUGGAAAAUAAAAUCGGGAGCAGCAAAGCGUGUAAACUUUCGCGUAGCCCUGAUACUGUAAAAAUGAUAUAUGUAUCACGUGUCGGCGGUGGGACACGCGUUCUGCCUAGUAACGAAGCGCUGAUUAAUGAUAUAACUGGCGAACCACUGUCACUGCACGCAUAA